UUUUGAAGCCACGGCAAUGUGGAGAGCUUUCAAAGAAUUCGUUUAUUGAGAAUCCUUUUUGUUUUUUUCAUUUUAAUAACAAUUUUGUCAGAUUGAUGAUUUGAAAAACAAACUAGCGCAGUCUGAAAGCCUUCAGCGCAGCUUGAAUCGGCAGGUGGAAGAGCUGAAACAAGAAAAUGCUAAGUUACGGGAACAGAUUACUGCUGGAGAACGUCAAGAGCAAGAAACUGCAGAGGAGAACAAGAAACUACGUGGAGGACUAACAGAUGCGUUGAGGAAAAUAGACCAAUACAAGAAAGAGGCAGAGUCUGCGAAGGAAAAAUGCCAAGAAAUGACUGAACAGCUGGAGAAAAAUGAGGACUGCAUCACAAAGUUAGAAGAUGAAGUGAUCAGCUUGGAAGAAAGACUGGAAGAAAAAGACAAGCUCGAGGCUUACUUGCAGUCACAGAUAAAAGCCAAAGACAUGCCAAAACUUAGCAGAAGAAGUACUUUGUUGCGAACACCUACCGAAAGCUCAAUUGAGAUUAUCGACCCAGUGGUAGUUGAAGAGCUUGAAAAUGAAAGAACGAGUCUACUGAAAGAACUGGAGGAGAAAAGGAAAGAACUGAAUUCUCGCAAAAUGAUGCCACCUCCCGUUCCAAAGGGUCAUCGUCUGCAGCCUUCAGCUCCCUACACCAACACAAUUUCCCGAAAACCCUUGGCCAAGGUGCAGUCCAAAUCCAUCGCAGACAUCCGCUGCACCUCUGUGCAACAAAGCAGAGUUGGCACUUUGGGAACGUCAACCUCACAAACUGCCACAAUGAGGCAUGAAAUCCCCCAUAGGUGA
This is a messenger RNA of Cylicostephanus goldi, 826 nucleotides long. The record is from the annotation of a GenBank genome assembly. Lineage: Eukaryota; Metazoa; Nematoda; Chromadorea; Rhabditida; Strongylidae.